This is a messenger RNA of Notothenia coriiceps (black rockcod), 981 nucleotides long. It is a transcript of the gene eef1akmt2, whose product is annotated as EEF1A lysine methyltransferase 2. Gene Ontology annotation, molecular function: protein-lysine N-methyltransferase activity. Gene Ontology annotation, cellular component: cytoplasm. The transcript has 6 exons. Lineage: Eukaryota; Metazoa; Chordata; Actinopteri; Perciformes; Nototheniidae. The record is from RefSeq and is a predicted model, not a curated record. Bases 70 to 786 code for a protein of 238 amino acids.
AGCAGGCUCCUCCAACGCAAAGUAUUCUGGGAACUGUAGGCGACGAAUGACAGUCUCCUCCUAACCAGCAUGGAAGUCCGUGCUGAAAGCGUGGAACAGAAAAGUGGAAAUGCCUCUGACCCAGGGGACGACAGAUGUUCGGAUAACGAUUUUGGACCUUCAAUACUCGGAACGAAAGAGUAUUGGGAAGAGGCAUACCAAAGAGAACUUGAGACAUUCACAGACAUUGGAGAUGUUGGUGAAAUAUGGUUUGGUGAGGAGAGCAUGAGCCGUGUGCUGCGUUGGAUGGACAAAGCUAAGAUUCCAGAAGAUGCUUCCGUUCUUGACAUUGGCACAGGAAAUGGAGCCUUUUUAGUUGAACUGGCCAAACAAGGAUACAGCAAUCUGACCGGUAUAGAUUAUUCUCCAGCGUCUGUAGAAUUGUCCAGAAAUGUUCUGAAGGCAGAGGAUUUGACAGAUGUCCCUGUAAAGGAGAUGGAUUUCUUAAACUGCCAAGGGGAGCUAAAGGGUUUUGAUGUCUGCAUUGACAAAGGAACAUUCGAUGCAAUAAGCUUAAACCCGGACGACUCCACAGACGGCAAAAAACUCUAUGUCCAAACUCUAAAAGAUGCUGUCAAGGACAAAGGAUUCUUCGUUAUCACUUCCUGUAACUGGACCAAGGAGCAGCUGCUAGAGCGAUUUAGUGAAGGAUUUGAGUAUGUACAAGAGUUGCCUACACCUAGUUUUCAAUUUGGAGGAAAGACUGGCAACAGUGUGACAGCACUCAUCUUCAAGAGAGUACAUUGAUUCACAAGUCCCCGGAGGAUAUUUUAUUAUGCCAUCUAUUCUGCAGGUUUUCUGUCAAUCAUAGGAAAUCGUUCUACAUUUUGCAGACUUUUUAUGCCAUACCUCCUUCAUUUUUGAUAAACAAUGUGUUAUGUAGCAGAUGUACAAUGUAACUUAGUGGGACAUUUUUCUUUAAAUAAAUAUUUUUUGUUUUGU